AUGAAAGACGUAAAAGUUCACCCAGAUACAAUUGUUCCUGUCCGUCAACCUAAAGGACCUGAAAUGACUAGAAAUUUUGCUACUCGAAUUCGUCGUAAAGCUGUCAACAAGAUUCAUGCUGCUACUGCUGAAAGAAGAAGUAAAUCUGCUGCUGACAGGAGAAAAUCUGCGAUGUUUUAA
Molecule: messenger RNA, 180 nt
Organism: Entrophospora sp. SA101
Lineage: Eukaryota; Fungi; Glomeromycota; Glomeromycetes; Entrophosporales; Entrophosporaceae
Source: the annotation of a GenBank genome assembly